Molecule: messenger RNA, 669 nt
Organism: Lolium perenne
Lineage: Eukaryota; Viridiplantae; Streptophyta; Magnoliopsida; Poales; Poaceae
Product: BTB/POZ and MATH domain-containing protein 3-like
Biological process (GO): protein ubiquitination
Molecular function (GO): protein binding
Source: RefSeq, a predicted model, not a curated record
AUGGGAAUCACGGUCGACAUAGCGACAACGACGUCGUCCGGCGGCGGUACCUCCUUCGUCCAGUCUUCCGGGUCUCACCUGUUCCAGAUCGACGGCUACUCAAUCGCCAAGCACGCGCCCAUCCGCACCAGCUUAAAAUCAUGCCCUUUCACGGUGGGAGGUUUCCCCUGGAUGAUCCAGCUCUUCCCCAACGGCGAUGGUCUGCGAGGCGCUGGCUUCAUCUCAGUCUUCAUCGGCCUCUACGACUACGACAAAGGGGGGCGCGUGAGCCUGCAGGUCGAGUUCAGCUUUAUCGAUGAGGUCGACAAGCAGAACACCGAGCACCUCCGAACGAGGCAGGUGGUCGAACUAUAUGGCAACUACGGCGUGGGCUACCGCAGGUUCAUUGCGAGGGAGGCGUUGGAGAAGUCGAAGCAUCUCAAGGGCGAUCGCUUCACCAUCAGGUGCGACUUUAUAAUCACGGCGUUCGUCUGUAUCCCGGAGAACGGGCCCCGCGACAGAUCCAGGAAGUGUGGGUCUUGCAACCUCCGGCCGGUGAGGGUGAGGGGGAUGCUGCUCCUCCACGCGUGUUUCUGCGACGCCUGCGACGACGCUAGCCGCGACGACCCGACAGCGAGGCAGUGCGCAGGGUGCCAUGGACCCUAUGAAGGCAGGAUCCUGCUACUAUAG